Molecule: messenger RNA, 3104 nt
Organism: Argiope bruennichi
Lineage: Eukaryota; Metazoa; Arthropoda; Arachnida; Araneae; Araneidae
Product: glycine dehydrogenase (decarboxylating), mitochondrial-like
Exons: 25
Coding region: 53-3010 (985 amino acids)
Biological process (GO): glycine decarboxylation via glycine cleavage system
Cellular component (GO): glycine cleavage complex; mitochondrion
Molecular function (GO): glycine binding; glycine dehydrogenase (decarboxylating) activity; pyridoxal phosphate binding
Source: RefSeq, a predicted model, not a curated record
UGAUAAUGAAAAAUCGGCUGACAUUCUCACAAGUGUAUUAGAAUCGAACACCAUGUACCGGCAACUUUUGACGGUCGGCGUGAAGAGAACAGCGGUCAAGUGGUCAUUUGUGAGACUGUCCAGCAAUGGAGUCAAAGGGCUUUUACCAGUUCACGAUGAAUUCAUUUCCAGGCAUAUUGGACCCAGAGAAGCGGAACAGAAAAUUAUGUUGGGAGAAUUAGGAUUCAAGAGCAUUGAUGAGCUCAUAAACAAGACCGUCCCGGCAAACAUUCGACUCAAUCGGCUUAUGGAUAUCAGCGCUCCAAAAGGUGAACACGAGUUGCUGAAUUAUCUUCGGAAAGUAGCAGAUCGGAAUGAAGUUUGGCGCUCCUUCAUAGGUAUGGGCUACUACAACUGUCUGGUACCUCAUUGUAUUCUCAGGAAUAUCUUCGAGAAUCCAGGAUGGACCACGCAGUACACUCCAUACCAGGCUGAAAUAGCCCAGGGAAGAUUAGAAAGUCUCCUAAAUUAUCAGACAAUGGUAGCGGAUAUCACAGGACUGGACAUCGCCAAUGCCUCGCUUUUGGACGAAGGAACAGCAGCGGCUGAGGCUAUGUCUCUCAGCAUCAGAUAUGUAAGACGAAAGAAAUUUUACUGCUCUGAUAAAGUCCACCCUCAGACGAUAGCUGUCGUUAAGACUAGAGCCAGUGCCAUGGGAGUGCGCAUAAUCGUGACGGACUUCAAGGACGUUGAUUUAUCCAAAAAGGACCAUUCUGGUGUUCUAUUCCAGUACCCAGACACCGAAGGAAAGAUCGAGGACUUCACUGAACUCGUUGAACAGUGUCACAAGGGAGGGGGAAUAGCAGUGUGCGCAACCGAUCUACUUGCCUUGACAGUUCUGAAAGCUCCUGGUGAAUUCGGGGUGGAUGUUGCAAUCGGGACGAGUCAGAGGUUUGGGGUGCACCUAAACUAUGGUGGGCCACACGCUGGAUUCUUUGCUGUCAAGAAUAAAUUUAUUCGCUUGGUGCCUGGGAGAAUGGUAGGAGUCACAAAAGAUGCUGCUGGAAACAUGGCUUAUCGUUUGGCUCUUCAAACUCGAGAACAGCACAUCCGGAGAGACAAGGCUACCAGCAACAUUUGCACAGCACAGGCACUUUUGGCUAACAUUUCUGCUAUGUAUGCCGUAUACCAUGGAGCUGAAGGACUCACCAAUAUAGCAACGAAAGUAAAUAACGCAACCCGCCUUUUGGCCGCUGGUGUGACGCAAGGUGGAAGCAAGUUGCAGCACGGCAAAUUUUUCGAUACUCUCAAGAUCAAACCUAAGUCAGGAGUGAAAAUGGUCAAGAAGAGAGCUGAAGAGAAAAAGAUUAAUUUAAGAUAUUUCGAUGACGACACGGUUGGUGUAUCUCUAGAUGAAACUAUAGAACGAAAAGACUUAAGCGAUUUACUCUUCAUUUUUGAGUGUCCUACAACAGUGGAAGAACUGGCAGAAUCCUUUGAUGCCUCUAGCAAUGCAUUCUUUUAUGGAGACAAAUUCAAAAGAAAUCUAGAAUUGUUGACACAUCCAGUCUUUAACAGCUACCGAUCUGAAGCAAGAUUGGUGCGGUACAUGAAAGCUCUGGAAAAUAAAGAUAUCUCAUUGGUCCACUCUAUGAUUCCUCUGGGUUCUUGUACAAUGAAACUCAACAGUACAACAGAGAUGAUGCCAUGCUCUUGGCCUAAAUUGGUGAACCUACAUCCUUUUGUCCCCGUUGAACAAGCUCAGGGAUACCAGAGACUUUUCAAAGAACUCGAGAGGGAUUUGUGCGAAAUUACGGGCUACGAUAGCAUAUCGUUCCAACCAAACAGUGGAGCACAAGGAGAAUAUGCCGGACUCAUGACCAUAAUGUCCUAUCUCAAAGCCACAGGACAAGAAAAAAGAAAUGUAUGUCUCAUCCCUGUGUCUGCUCAUGGAACUAAUCCCGCCAGCGCCCAGAUGGCUGGCAUGCAGGUUCAGGCUAUCAAUAUUUUGCCUUCAGGAGAUAUUGACAUGGACCAUCUAAAGCAAAUGUUAGAGAAAUACAAGGACACAGUCGGAUGCAUGAUGAUCACGUAUCCAUCUACGAAUGGCAUAUUUGAGGAAAGCAUCAGAGAGAUGUGUGAAUUGGUGCAUUCUUAUGGUGGGCAGAUUUAUUUGGAUGGCGCCAACAUGAACGCACAAGUCGGACUAUGUCGCCCAGGCGAUUACGGGUCGGACGUCUCCCACAUCAAUCUCCACAAAACAUUCUGUAUACCUCAUGGAGGAGGAGGACCCGGUAUGGGACCCAUAGGAGUGAAGGCCCACUUAGCUCCAUUUUUGCCUUCUCAUCCCAUCAUUAACCCUUUGGAAGGAUCGACAUCAAAAUCUUUCGGAGUAGUCAGUGCUGCUCCGUGGGGAUCGUCGGCCAUUUUACCCAUUUCCUGGGCUUAUAUCAAAAUGAUGGGUCCUCGAGGACUCAAAAAGGCCACGGAGGUUGCCAUCCUGAAUGCCAAUUACAUGUGCAAUAAACUGAAGGAUCACUACAGCAUACUGUUCUACGGAAAAGGAGGAACUGUGGCUCAUGAAUUUAUCAUCGAUGUGAGAGAUUUAAAAAAGACAGCCAAUAUUGAAGCCAUGGACAUCGCCAAGAGACUUCAAGAUUAUGGCUUCCAUGCACCCACAGUGUCUUGGCCGGUAGCUGGAUCCCUCAUGAUAGAACCCACCGAAUCGGAAGACAAAGAUGAAUUAGACAGGUUUUGCCAAGCCAUGAUUAAUAUCCGUCAAGAAAUUGCUGACAUUGAGAAAGGAAUCUCUGAUCCUGAAAUAAAUGUGCUCAGAAUGGCGCCCCAUACUCAGAGAGUCGUCUGUUCUUCCGAUUGGGACAGGCCGUACUCGAGAGAGAAAGCAGCUUUCCCUGCGGAUUUUGUGAGACCAGAAACAAAAUUAUGGCCAAAUGUAGGAAGAAUCGAUGACGCCUAUGGCGAUACAAACCUCGUAUGCACGUGCCCGCCAGUUUCAGCUUACAUGAACUAACUCAUAAAAGCACAUGCAACUAAUGCUUCAUCUAUGCCUUAUUCCAUAAUUAUUCAUCUUUCAUUUUUUUUAAAAAUAAACUUGUUGUAUCAAA